UUGUUUUGAUGCAUUUGUGACGAAGGCAACGCAAAAACAAAGGCGAUUACAAUCGUAGCGCCACCUUGAAAACAAAGCACUCGCCUGCUUAUCUCUCUGGGCCAGUGAUUGCUGGUGGUAACGCAUUUAUUCGCAUUUAGAACUUUCGUUUUUUCCAAGUAGGCGAGACGGUUCCUUCAUUUCUAAUCUAGUGUGGGAUCGUAACGAAGUGCAAGUGUUUGUUUGGAGGAUUGUUUGUUACUACCAUUUACGCAGUAUUACGUAAAAUAAGGAAAUGAGGCUGCUGGGAGGAAUUGGGCCUCAACUAGGCUCACUAGUACUGCUGCUCAUAGUAACGGCUUGCAAUGGGCAGAUAUUUUACUACCAACCGGAACAGGUACACCUUUCCUUUGGUGAAAUGCCGCUCGAAAUCGUCGUCACCUGGAGCACAAUGACGGCCACGAACGAGUCCGUCGUGGAGUACGGCAUUGGUGGUUUGAUUUUGAGUGCUACCGGAACGGAGGAAGAAUUUGUCGACGGUGGAGCUGGCAAACACACGCAGUACAUUCAUCGGGUGGUGUUGCGUGACCUACAGCCUUCGUCCCGGUACGAGUACCACUGUGGCAGCCAGUGGGGUUGGUCACCGGAGUUCUACUUCCACACGACUCCGGAAGGUUCGGAUUGGUCACCAUCGUUCGCCAUUUUCGGCGACAUGGGCAACGAGAAUGCACAAUCGAUGGCCCGACUGCAGGAAGACACCCAGCGGCAUAUGUACGACGCGAUUCUGCACGUCGGUGAUUUUGCGUACGACAUGAACUCGAACAACGCACUCGUCGGAGAUCAGUUUAUGAAUCAGAUCCAAUCCAUUGCCGCCUAUACCCCGUACAUGGUGUGUGCGGGUAAUCACGAGGAGAAGUACAAUUUCUCCAAUUACCGCGCUCGGUUUAGCAUGCCGGGCGGGACGGAAAAUAUGAUGUACAGCUUCAACCUUGGUCCGGUUCAUUUUAUCGGAUUCUCGACCGAGGUGUACUACUUUAUGAACUACGGCCUGAAGACGCUGGUAAACCAGUACGAGUGGUUGCGCCGCGACCUGGAAGAGGCAAACCGACCGGAGAACCGGAAACAACGCCCCUGGAUCAUCACGUACGGUCACCGACCGAUGUACUGUAGCAACGAUAACGAUAACGAUUGCACGCAUAGCGAAACACUCGUGCGUGUCGGUCUACCGUUCAUGCACUGGUUCGGACUGGAAGAUCUCUUUUACGAGCAUGGCGUUGAUGUGGAAAUUUGGGCCCACGAACAUUCGUACGAGCGACUGUUUCCGAUCUACGACUACAAGGUUUACAACGGUUCGUACGAGGAACCGUACCGCAAUCCGCGCGCUCCUGUUCAUCUCGUGACCGGGUCAGCCGGUUGCAAGGAGGGUCGGGAACCGUUCAUCCACAAAAUCCCGGCCUGGAGUGCCAUACACAGCCGUGACUACGGGUACACACGCAUGAAGGCCAUCAACGGUUCGCAUCUGUACUUCGAGCAGAUUUCCGUCGACAAAGAAGGUGCUGUUAUCGAUUCCUUCACUAUCAUCAAGGACGAGCAUUUGCCCUACAAACAAUUGUUGGAGCGUGACGCACGGGAACGCCUAUGAUUCAGCGGCAAUAGCACACAGUAGGCUUCCUUUAUUAACGCACAUGUGUGUGUUUUUCCCCUAUUUAAAACAUUUUCUUUACCAAACCCCGUAGUAAGUUACCACUAGCUUUGCAGUUAAUAUGAAAACCAAUUUAUUUAGUAAUUGGAACUAAUACUUGAAACCACGUAAUAAACACGUCGGAGAGGAAUGUA
Anopheles funestus (African malaria mosquito) is the source of this 1815-nucleotide messenger RNA. Its product is annotated as acid phosphatase type 7. Lineage: Eukaryota; Metazoa; Arthropoda; Insecta; Diptera; Culicidae. Gene Ontology annotation, molecular function: acid phosphatase activity; metal ion binding. The transcript has 3 exons. Bases 275 to 1621 code for a protein of 448 amino acids. The record is from RefSeq and is a predicted model, not a curated record.